This is a messenger RNA of Zychaea mexicana, 411 nucleotides long. RefSeq lists its product as uncharacterized. The transcript has a single exon. The record is from RefSeq and is a predicted model, not a curated record. The coding region runs from base 1 to 411 and encodes 136 amino acids. Lineage: Eukaryota; Fungi; Mucoromycota; Mucoromycetes; Mucorales; Lichtheimiaceae.
AUGCAAUACAGAUCGGCAGACAGAAAGCAUCAUACCAGACUCCUAAACACUUUCUACCCUGAAGUUCCUCGCUUGCAAAUGGCUUCCAACAUCUACCAGCAGCAUCAGAAAAACAUCCUAGCAACGACCAUAUCAUCAGCUUCGACAGCCACGUUUGGUUCUGCCAGUGUUAUCUAUCCAAUGGAAACAACCCCAGCAACAAACAACCAUCGAUACAGGUAUAUCACAGCUGCAGGAGCCAGAAACAGAACCGGCACCAUUAGAAGCACCACCAAGGAGCAUUUUGAUGGUCUUCCGCUAAGAGGCGUGCCAAACGGUGCUGUAAAGUGUGCAAGUCAUCCAAAUGUAGUGGCAAAAACUAUCGUGCUGGAUGUCCCCAGAACAGUUAGCAAAUCAAGUAUCAUUGAGUAG